AUGGCACUGGAAAACGAAACCAACCUAGAGUCCGAAAAUGAAAUGAAUGUUCAACCUCCAGAAAUUCAUGUUGAAGAUAUAAAUGCCUUGCUGGCUUCUAAUCCAUCGGAGCCUUUCGAUCCAGAACUACUAUCAAAACUUCCUGCCAUGACUUCAGACCAACUCUCUCAGUUGGAAGAGGUUCUCUCCAGCGAGUUUACUUCGCUAUCCAAAAAAUUCUUAGUUGCUCGACAAGUGAGAGUCGAAAAUAUGCUUGCCGCUAUUGAUCAGCAAAUAAAGCUGUGCCAAGCUAACGACGAGCAGUGGACCCAGAAAUACAACCAUGAGAUCGGAGUAAUCGAAAGACUAGCCAACAACACAGAGGACCAUGUGAUUGCUGGCACGAAAGGUUCGGGUCCCCAAAAGCUGUACAUCUCGCCUGAAAAUUUUGAUUCUAAUGUUUCCAACUUGAUGUCGAAUCUAGUUCUGCCCAUGGACUUGGAUGACAUCUUCAACGAAAGAGGUGACGAACUUCCAUUUUCUCCCCAAUUUAAAAAAAUCAUCCAGCAGUUCAGAGACCAGCUAGAUGCUCUGAAAAAUCAGAAAAGCUACCAGGAAGAUUUGGUGGACGCAAACACAGAAAAGAAUAGAGGAAUUCUCUGGAAACAGUAUAAGCGAGAUGCCCAGGAACGACGCCAACAGCUUAUUGACCAGACUUACCUGGAACUCAAUGAGCUAUAUAAGGAGUAUUAUGGAGUGGCGGACAACAAAAUGGCUAAUUUGGAAGCAUCUCAAUACUAUAGAUCGGUGGUUAGCGUUGAUGACAUGAAAAAUGGGCAUGAAGGACAAGUUGGCCGAUUUGCGCCUGGAAACAUCGACUCAUACUACGACGUCGAUGCCCCCUACUAUAAGAAUAAUCGUAUUGAGGCAACAGAUGCCAGAGUAGUGGCACUCUAUCGUCUCCACCAAUUUGAAGCCGAGCAGAGGAAAUACACCAUUCCACAAUUAGACGAAGCCAAUGUCAAACUCAGUGGUUUGCAAGGAUUGACUCAGGAAGAAACAGACUUGGAUCUUCUAGUUUUGCGAGCAAAUAUUCAAGCAUGUGACCCUGGUCCAAAGAAUAACUCUUCCGUGAAUGAUACAUUCAACUCAGAGUUUCAGACGGUCCUAGAUACGGAUCGGCUCCCAUCUCAAGUGGAGAUGGAGCCAAUACAGCUAGAUACUGCGGCCAACGCUGAAAAAUAA
Molecule: messenger RNA, 1224 nt
Organism: Sungouiella intermedia
Lineage: Eukaryota; Fungi; Ascomycota; Pichiomycetes; Serinales; Metschnikowiaceae
Source: the annotation of a GenBank genome assembly